UGUUCUGUUCCGCUUUUAUCUCAAGCUUGAGGUCGACUCACUGGAACAAUAAUUAACUCGAGGCUGAGCACAGAGAGGGUUAAAGGGCAUUUUCAUCACAUUCGCUGGCUACUGUCUGGGGAGAGGACGCCCGUCUGCAAACCAGCUGAUUCUACACCCUUUAGCAAUGGAUCAGUUUGUGGGUUCGACUCCGAGAGACACUUUGGAGCGAGUGUCCGCCUUGUUAGGCCACAGCCCCACAUCUGCACAGGUGGCCUCGUACCUCGACGAGCACGACGAACUGCGGCAUCUCAGGGAGGAAUUCCUGGUGCCCAAAGUAGCAGAUUUGCCGACCUCUGAUCUGUCGCUGGCGGACGGCACCAAGGACUGCGUCUACUUUGCGGGAAACUCGUUGGGACUUCAGCCCAGAAGGGUCAAGAAGUACCUGGACGAGGAGCUGGACAAGUGGGCCAAGACGGGCGUUCAUGGCCACACAGAGGGCUCUCGACCCUGGGCUUGGGCUGAAAACAACAUGGAGGACCUCAUGGCUAAUAUUGUUGGAGCCAAAUCUGAAGAAGUGGCUUUGAUGAACGGCCUGACUGUGAACUUACACCUUCUCCUGCUUUCCUUCUACAAACCAACAGCCACUCGGCACAAAAUCCUCCUAGAAGACAAAGCCUUUCCUUCAGAUCACUAUGCGGUGGAGUCUCAGAUCCGGCUUCGGGGACUGGACCCCAAGGACAGCAUGUUACUGCUGUCGCCCAGACCAGGGGAAGAGACCCUGAGAACGGAGGACAUCCUGGAGGUGGUGGAGAAGGAGGGCGAGGCCAUCGCCGUGGUGAUGCUCAGCGGUGUUCAGUACUACACGGGCCAGCUGUUCAACAUGGAGGCCAUCACUGCUGCCGGCCACAGCAAGGGCUGCUACGUUGCUUUCGAUUGCGCCCACGCCGCGGGAAACGCCGAGCUCCGGCUGCACGACUGGGGAGUGGACUUCGCCUGCUGGUGCUCCUACAAGUAUCUGAACUCAGGCGCUGGUGGCAUCGCUGCGGCGUUCAUCCAUGAGAGACACAGCCACACCGUCAAACCAGCGUUGCUGGGCUGGUGGGGACAUGACCUGAAAACACGCUUCCAGAUGAGUAACGUGAUGGAGCUGCAGCCUGGUGUGAGCGGCUUCAGGCUGUCGAACCAGCCCAUCCUGCUGGUCUGUCCUCUCCAGGCCAGUUUAGAGGUGUUUAACAUGACCAGCAUGCAGGCCCUGCGCAGGAAGUCCCUCCUGCUGACAGGUUACCUGGAGUACCUGAUCCAGCAUUACUACACCGAGGACCCCGCUCAGCCACACAAGCCUCACGUCCGCGUCAUCACGCCGUCUGACCCCCUGCAGAGAGGAUGCCAGCUCUCGCUCCGCUUCUCCGUCCCCAUCGGGAAGGUGUUCCACGAGCUGGAGAAAAGGGGCGUGGCUUGUGACAUGAGGGAGCCCAGUGUGCUGCGAGUCGCCCCCGUGCCUCUCUACAACUCCUUCAGUGAUGUUUAUCGCUUCAUAGAGACGCUGGGAAUGGCCCUUACUGCAUCCAGACAAUGAACCAGACUGGGAUUAUUCUGUUAAUAAAUCCACAGGCUGCUGCAACUUUAAGUUACAGGAGAAGUUUGGCUCUCAAGCUUUAGUCCCGUUUAAAAAAGGGGUUUGUCAAUGAUAUUUUACACCAUGACAAUCAAGGUCACCACAACCUUCAUGUACCAUUCAGUAUAUUGUCAAAAAAAUUUAACUAAUCAAAAGCAGAAUUAUUAAUCACAUAGGCAACUCUUUCAGAUAAAUUGUCAAAAACAACUUUAUUCAAAAUUAUCUACAAAACGAAUUCAGCUGCACUGAAACAGAUGUAAAUCAUGGAAGUUCUAACCUCUGGGGAAACCCUGUUCUGGGCUUCAACAAAUGAAUAGCGAGAAAAGCUUUAUUAGUCCAACAGUGGGGAACCUGCACAAAGAAACUGGAACUAGAAAAGAACAUUAAAUGGUCAGAACAGAUACAAGGUAAGUAGCAAACAAACAAGGAAGGAGUCCAGUGAUUGACGUAAUCGAUCCAGGAAGUGAAUGCCCCAGUGGGCGUGGCCAAGCAGCUCAACAGACAGAGGGGAAAACAAACAUCCAAGCAGGAGCAGACCACGUUGCCCUGGUGACCCCCUCCACCCCAUGUCCCUCAGUCAAGUGAGAAGCUCACAGCAUGAGAGUGACAAAUAACACGGUUUAGUGGGGAAUAGAUAAAAAAAGGAGGCAACCCUCCCUUGCGCCCCCCUCACCCUGCUGCCCAUUAUACACAUGACUUAGCUGACAGUCCUCCCCUCACCAAUUAACACCUACUUUAUUAUUAUGUUGACUUCUCCCUAAUGUUCUUUCAUGUGUUUAUGCAUUAUUACCUUGACGGAUGCCCAUUCCACCAUUAGAUGUAAUUGGCAUAUCAAUAUGCAAAACCUAAAUAAAUUAACCUUCUUUAAAACUAAUGAGCAUUUGGAUGCCCAGCUGGAAAAAGAGACCAGAAUUACCAUUUGUCAUGUUUCUGCAGUGAUGUGAGAAUAAAUAAUUGAAGAGAGGCUGGGCAUUGUCUUUCUUUAGGCUACUGGUGACUGUCCUGAUAAAGAAGGGACGCUGUCUUAAUGAUGACGGUGGUCUUCAUGAUUUCUGAGAAACAGUUCUAUAAUACUAAAUGAAUCUCAGAAAUAGAAAAAAUAUUAUCUGUUUGAUCAAGAUAUAUUUAAACUAAAGUAUUUGGUAAGGAAAAAUUUCAAAUCAGUUUUAAAAAGGGAACAAGGAACAGACAAAGUAUGUUAUAUUUUAAAGAUUAAACAUACUUCAUCUCUUCCUGUUGUAACCGUUCAAAAUAAGGCUGAAUUGAUUUGUAAACUUUAUAAGACUAAAAUCCUUUGAAUCAAAAUAUUAAAAAACAGCAAAUAUAUUGGACAGCUGUGGCUCCAGAAGUAGAGCUGACGCCCACUGAUCAUAGGAUCGGUUGUUUGAUCCCUGACUCCCCCGGUCAUGUGCCAAAGUGUCCUUGGGCAAGACACUGAACCCCAAGUUUCCCCCGGUGUGUCAGCUUAAGCUGCAUUAAAGCCCUGCCGCUGGUGUGUGAAUGUGAAUGCAAAGCAGUGUUAAGGAGCUUUGAGUACCUGUAUGAUUUAGUUUGAUAACGCACCAAAGAUCACAGUACAGUAUGUCAUUGUUCUGGCCCUGCUAGUGCGAACAGCUGCUUCCUAGCUCCUCCAAUAAAUCCAGCAGCACACAAA
Messenger RNA from Betta splendens (Siamese fighting fish), 3251 nucleotides. It is a transcript of the gene kynu, whose product is annotated as kynureninase. Gene Ontology annotation, biological process: NAD+ biosynthetic process. The transcript has 14 exons. Gene Ontology annotation, molecular function: pyridoxal phosphate binding; kynureninase activity. Gene Ontology annotation, cellular component: cytoplasm. The coding region runs from base 167 to 1558 and encodes 463 amino acids. The record is from RefSeq and is a predicted model, not a curated record. Lineage: Eukaryota; Metazoa; Chordata; Actinopteri; Anabantiformes; Osphronemidae.